This is a messenger RNA of Drosophila melanogaster (fruit fly), 569 nucleotides long. It is a transcript of the gene Dsk, whose product is annotated as drosulfakinin. Bases 28 to 453 code for a protein of 141 amino acids. Gene Ontology annotation, cellular component: extracellular region. NCBI's taxonomy places the organism in Eukaryota, Metazoa, Arthropoda, Insecta, Diptera, Drosophilidae. The transcript has a single exon. The record is from RefSeq and is marked reviewed.
ACCAGUCUGCCAAGGGCACAGUAAAGCAUGGGACCUAGAAGCUGUACGCACUUCGCCACGCUGUUUAUGCCACUCUGGGCAUUAGCCUUCUGCUUCCUGGUGGUGCUGCCGAUCCCAGCGCAGACGACUAGUCUACAGAACGCUAAGGAUGAUCGGCGACUACAGGAAUUGGAGUCAAAAAUUGGUGGGGAAAUCGAUCAGCCCAUUGCGAAUUUAGUUGGACCAUCAUUCUCUCUAUUCGGGGACAGGCGUAAUCAGAAAACAAUGAGCUUCGGUCGCAGAGUGCCACUAAUUUCACGCCCAAUAAUACCAAUUGAGCUGGAUCUCCUCAUGGAUAAUGAUGACGAAAGAACGAAAGCUAAGCGGUUUGAUGAUUACGGCCAUAUGAGGUUUGGUAAAAGGGGAGGUGAUGAUCAGUUCGAUGACUACGGUCACAUGCGUUUCGGCCGAUAAACACUUGCCAUCAGUUUAGUCAUUUAGAAAACCGAUUAUGUAUAUUGUACAUAGAAAUUAAUCGAGCACACAUUUUAUAUUAACAAGUAUAUAAAAAGUAAUAAAUGUUCGCAUUC